AUGUCUGCCGAUCAAACGCAGCAGCAAUUUUCUGAGCCCGACAACAACACACAAGCCGCAGUAUUGGUCCCAGCAGCAAUGACUUUGGCGUUGUCUCUGGUGCUGUAUGGUAUCCGUAUACGAGCUCGACGCUCUUCGCCUUUCGUCUGGACUGAUGGCAUGGUGGCUGCAGCUCUGGUCAGUGUCGUAGAUUGCUUCUCGCUCCAAUGA
This is a messenger RNA of Aureobasidium musti, 210 nucleotides long. Lineage: Eukaryota; Fungi; Ascomycota; Dothideomycetes; Dothideales; Saccotheciaceae. The record is from the annotation of a GenBank genome assembly.